Diaporthe batatas is the source of this 1302-nucleotide messenger RNA. RefSeq lists its product as uncharacterized. The transcript has 3 exons. Gene Ontology annotation, molecular function: protein kinase activity. The record is from RefSeq and is a predicted model, not a curated record. Gene Ontology annotation, biological process: protein phosphorylation. The coding region runs from base 1 to 1302 and encodes 433 amino acids. Lineage: Eukaryota; Fungi; Ascomycota; Sordariomycetes; Diaporthales; Diaporthaceae.
AUGCCUGUUCACGUGAACCAAGCGGGGUUUGACCGCCGGCUGAAUGUAGUUCAACAACUUCUUCACGACCGUAGGCUUGAGCCCUCCAAUAUAUCAACCCUGGCCUAUGACGAAGACUAUGAAUAUCCCUUCAACAACUUCCUUUUCAAAGUCGAGCUGGCGGCGCCUGCAUUCGCCUCAUCAUUUCCGGGCACUCAGCCUGGCACAUGCAAAGCUCCUCCUGAGGGAUUGUCCACGCUGGCUAUCAAGCUCAGCAAUCCCGCAGCGCAUGAUGUGAACAAUGCCAACCGCGUGGAAAAUGACGUGGCGGCACAGCACCUUGUUCGGCAGUCCUUGGCAAAGGUUGGGCUCGCGACACUAGUGCCGGACGUCUACGCCUGGGCGCCAGCUACAGCUAUUGACGAAGUAGAUGAGAGGGGGUUUGGAUGGAUCAUGUCGGAGUUUCGAAAUGGCAUAGACUUGGGCCCGGAUUUUGCUUCUCUCGACGUAGAGAGCCAGAAGCAUGUCUUGGAACGGAUGGCGGCUAUUCUUGGGGCACUACAAGCAGUAGAUUUCCCGAAUGGAGUCACUAAGUUUGGCGGCGGGCUCAAAUUUGACUCGGGCGGCCGAGUUGUGAGCGGAGAGUCGCCGACGUUCCAGGAUGCGAGGCCUACUGACUCAUAUGCCGAAUGGAGAGUGGCAAAGUUGCUUUCCCGACUCAAACGAGCUGCUGAAAGCCCCGUGAUCAGGGGCUGGCAAAGCAACGGUGUUGCCCACAGAAUCGAAAGCUUCCUGGCCAGCGGCGGCCCCGAGACAAUGCUUAGUACGGUUGAUGUGCACAGAAAAUGCAUAAUACACGGGGACCUUACCAUAUACAACAUGCUUUUUGACAGAGAAACUAAGCAAGUUACGGCAAUUCUGGACUUUGACUUUGCGUCUGUCUCUCACCCAUUCGAGGAGUUCAUUUCUAUGUCGUUCACCCACACCGGCGGCAACCUUGGCGACGAGGGGACCGCGAUCAGCAGGGCAAUUCUCUCGGGCGACUUCACUUCUGCACCUCCAGAACUUGACGAGAAAUCAGCCAAGGAGUGGGCCAUUGCAAAGACAUGGAACACCGUGUUGAUGGAGAGUGCCGCACUCGCUCCAAGCCAGAUCGAGGGCGUCAAAGAGAUAAAUGAUCUGAUGCAGUUCCAGAUGCUCCUGUGUCCCUAUCAGCUAUGCAGUGAUUCUGCGCUCGAGGGACUCGACGAUGAGACCAGGGACAAGAUGCGGGAACAAGCGGAAGCGGAUCUCGUAGAGUGGCUUGAGAAGCAUGGCUAUUGA